UCAGACUUUGAGGUAGCCGAGCCUUCUCUGCUUGGUAGCCUAGCAAUGUAGAAUGUCGGAUUAAUCGGACUGUUCCGAUCCAAUGACGAACAUUUCCGAUUUGAGAAGUUGUCACAUGUGUACCAAAAACGGUAAUUUCCAAAAACUCACAUCCCGUAUUCAUGCAUGUGACCACCUUCUCGUCAUGAUGAUAUCCUGUGUGCUUUUUUUGUCAAUUGUUGGACCUUUGUGCGCUUCCUUGAAACGAUCGAGUGAGCCUCAAAGAAUUGCUGCACCAGAUGCUGUUUCAAACUCGUUAUGGCCACUUCCAGCUUCCGUGACAGCUUCUGGACCACGUCUUUCAGUUUCUCCAGCAUUCGUUAUUCAAACAUCAUCAAAGUCAGGUGUCGUGAAACGCGGAAUUACACGUUAUUUGGAGAUAAUACUGCGGAAAAUCGGAGGAAAUCAAGUGCACAAUCCAAGUGAAAAGAGUGAAACGCUGACUGAACUUGUUUUGAAUGUGCGUAGUGAUGCCGAGAUUUUGAGCGUGGAGACCUCUUACUGGUACAUGUUGAACAUAACCAAUGGUCAGGCUAACAUAGAAGCCAAAACGCCUUAUGGAGCAUUGUAUGGAAUGGAAACAUUCACUCAGCUAAUUGAAAGUGGAAGUGUAAUAAAUAGUGUUGUGACCAUUGAUGAUGAACCCAGAUAUGUACACAGAGGCCUCAUGUUAGAUACUGGGCGGAGAUAUUUUCCCCUUGAACUUCUGUAUAAUAUUCUGGAUGGCAUGAGCUCUGUCAAGUUAAAUGUUUUCCACUUCCAUUUCGCAGACUUCUGUCGAUUCAGUGUCCAAAGCAAACUCUAUCCAGAUUUAAGAAACAAUGAGAGUCAAUUUUACUCCCAAGAACAAGUAAAAUCUCUGGUGUCUUUUGCCGCCGACAGAGGAAUAAGAGUAAUUCCAGAAGUAGAAUCAGCAUUCCAUGUCCUUGGAAUGAUAGGGCUAGAGAACAAAACUAAAGGGCUUUAUUUCUGCAAUAACUCAAUGGGUUAUGUUGAGCUGUAUAAUGAUCCAGAGGGAGUUACAAUGAACACAAUGAAAGGCAUUCUUGAAGAAAUGAUGACACUGUUUCCUGAUCAGUACUUCCACCUUGGGUUGGAUGAAGUGAUUACUACAUCCUUGUGUACUUUGGAAAAAACCAAAGAGCUGGAACAGGAGCUGCUCAAAUUUCUUCAGCAGAAAGGCAAGACACCAUAUGCUUGGCAGGAAGCACUAUUAUCAACAGCUGCGGCAAUAAAUGGAACAGUACUACAAGCAUGGAAAGGUGUAUCAUUGAAAACUCUCAUUGAUAAAGGAUUUCAAGUGAUAAAUGCAUUGCAGAACUACUUUUACUUGAAUGUUCUUUCUAAUGCGAGCGUAUCAUGGACUGACAUUGCAACAGGAUUAAACCCUAAUGAACAGACAAUGCUCCUUGGUGGUGAGAUGGCAAUGUGGACAGAUGAUUACUGCUUUGUCUCUCAGUGUUUUUUGUACAAAAGGGCCAAACCUGUUGCUUGGUGGAUGUAUGGGCCAGAUGCUGAGUCUCAGUUUACUGAAUCAGUCAGUGGCAUUAUUUGGCCUAGAGCUAUUGUUGGUGCUGGCUCUUUUUGGAAUUACCAGGCAGACUUGAAACCGGACAGCCCAGAGUUUCAGAUGAGAGUUGAUAGUCAACAUAAGAGAAUGAUUGAACGAGGCAUUCUCACAUGUCCUAUGGGAUGCAAGUGUGACUAUCUUAGCAGGUGUGGACAAUCCUACCCACACCCUUAAUUUUUUAAUAUUGAAAGAUUGGUUGCAAAUUACUGUAGAAUGUGUUCAAAAAAUGCAACAGGCUUGUUAACAACUUGCCAAAAAAAACAGGCACUUGAAGUAGUGUGAUCAGCUAUAGUGAAUUGUAGGUGUGCUUUUACAUGAAUGUACUUUUGCAGGAUUCGUCAGUUUGUAGUCUAGCUUCUUCACAAAUGGAUACUGUAACUAUCAAAUCAAUUACUUUUAUCAAGCCUUGUUUUGUAUCAUAGGUGUAAUGGUCAACUGAAAGAAUUCUAAGAAAUCUUGGUGUUUUUCUUCUCCCUUAAUUAAUGAGUUUGAUGGAGAGCUAAGUGCAAAAAUUCAGAAUGCAUCCCUCUCUGUGGAAAUAAGAUUCCCAUUUUCAAAUUUCUCCUGGUUUGAAAGGCACUUUCAAAAAGGGUUGUUUUCAGGCAGUGUAUUAUUUAUGGGAAUUGGUGUGGACAGUGGACAUAUGUGUAGCUGUAGAAAAUACUGGUGGAUGAAUUGUCUUACAUACUCCUCUGAUUUGAAUGUUUAUGAGGUCAAAGAUCUAAUUUUGGUCAGGGGCUGAGCAAUAUUAUCAAUGGAAAAUUUAUCUUUUGAUGGCAAAGUCAUUUAUUAAUAAUCAACUGUCAUUUAGUAAAGUUGCAAAGUCAGAGGCUAACUUACAAUAUUACUAUUUUAUGCAGUCUUACUGCAUAAUUUUAAUUGUCUUAGUCUGUGUGGUACAUAUCAGGCUAUUCAGCACUAACAUAUUGCAUUGUAAACUGAGGUGUCAUUUACCACUUUAGGAGUGUAAAUGGGUACUAGGUCGUAACACUUGAAUAAAAUUGGAGACUUCUGUUUUCACCACCCAUUGCAGUUAUGGAUGAGAUUCAUAAAUAUUUUUUCAGUUUGAAUCCAAAUACAGGAUUUGUAGUAUAACUUUAUACCCCAUAAGUGAGAAACCUUGAUACACCAGGGCUGUAUAUAAUUGUUUUGUUCAAGUUAUGCACUGUAAAUGUGACUGCAUUUUUGUCUGAGAAACUUCCUUAAGGUCUGUAAUUAAAACAUCUUCACUGGAGAAUGUCGUUGUUUCAACAAGCCACUCACAGUCUGUUACUAUUUGUAUAGACAAGUAGUGAACAUUAAUGAUAUAUUAUUGUAAUACGUUGACGUUAUUCAAUAGCUGUGCUUAAGUACCACAUUGUAGGAUUUAUUCCCCAUUUGAAAUGCAUUCAACUUUAAGUUAAGCUGCUAAAUUGGUCACAAAAUUAUAAUUCAUUUAAAACUUUUACACCUUGUUGAGUUGGCAAAUAUUGAAAAAGACAAAGUUUGUAUAUAAGACCUCACUUAAUCUGAAUGAAUAAAAAUAUUGUUUCCAGUGUUUGUUAUAAUCAAUUAGCAUGUUGUGCUAGCUUGACUAUUACUAUCAGCACUGAUAUCAAAUUUAUUAAAUCUGUAAAACUA
Molecule: messenger RNA, 3229 nt
Organism: Stylophora pistillata
Lineage: Eukaryota; Metazoa; Cnidaria; Anthozoa; Scleractinia; Pocilloporidae
Biological process (GO): carbohydrate metabolic process; glycosaminoglycan metabolic process
Cellular component (GO): membrane
Molecular function (GO): beta-N-acetylhexosaminidase activity
Source: RefSeq, a predicted model, not a curated record